AUGAAUAAUGCACCGCAGUUUUCUUUGCGAUGGAAUAAUUACGUAUCUCACGUAACAGAAGCGUUCAAUGUACUCCGCUUCGAAAACGAUUUAGUGGAUGUAACUCUGUGUUGCGAUGGAGGUAAAAUAAAAGCACAUAAAAUGUUAUUAUCAGCUUGUAGCACGUACUUCAAACAAAUAUUUAAAGAGAAUCCUUGUCAGCAUCCCGUGAUUAUAUUCAGAAACUUUAAAUUCGAAGACCUUAAUGCGAUUGUCAACUUCAUGUAUCAUGGUGAGGUAAACAUUUUCCAGGAACAAUUAGAAUCAUUUUUGAUAACUGCUGAGAUUUUAGAAGUCAAAGGAUUAACAGACAAUAUAGAAGAUGAAUCAUCAAAGAACCAAUUAAGGAUCACUGACAAUAUAUCUCUAGACUUAAGCUCUAAAUCUAGCAGACCUGUAGAGGAUAUUGUGCCUAUACUCUCAAAUGAGCCAAUCAAUUUAGCCACUAUCCAAAACACUAGAGAAGAGUACAUUCCACAAACAACUAAGGGCAAUUCAAAGCAAGAAAACGGAACUUCAGAAGUGCAACCAGAAGCUACUACCUCAGAAGAAAACGCAAAAAAAACACCUUCCUCUACUGAGGAAAUGCAGGUUGAUAUACAGUCUACAUCUGUUGAAGAUUUGUCAGAAAAAAAUAGUUCAGAUUCAGAAUUGGCAAAGUUUCGCUGUCAACUGUGCCCAAAAGGUUUUAAACAUCCUACAUCAUUAACAUUGCAUAAGGACUCACAUGCUGGCAAAACACAGUGUCCUGUGUGUCAUCGAUCAUUUUCACGGUCUUAUGACAUGAGAAGUCAUUUGCAAAGAAUACAUCAAGGCAAACAAUUGACAAUAAAAGAAAUCAGAUAUAAGAAUACUAGUGACAAUUUGGGACCGAAACAGUUUACACAUAAUAUUUAG
This is a messenger RNA of Arctia plantaginis, 936 nucleotides long. The record is from the annotation of a GenBank genome assembly. Lineage: Eukaryota; Metazoa; Arthropoda; Insecta; Lepidoptera; Erebidae.